AUGGCAACGAGCAAGAUUUCUGAAAGUUGUGUGAUUAUUUGUCUUCUUGGUUUAACCAGUGUGAUCCAUGUCAGCAACUCAGGUAUUGCAGGAACUGAGCACGAGGGUUUCGGCGGCGCAAACGUCACAUCAAGCGCCUUGUAUCUCCAAGGUCGUGGGUUUGAUCCGCGUCAAUACUCCACCAACAGACUCCAGCUCUACUCCACUCCACUCCACUCUAUACAAUUCCACUCACGAAUUUUAAAUAACAAGUCAGAACAUUCUUAACGCAUGCAGUGAUAAGGGGCAGCCCGCAACCAUGUGGCAGCUGAGAACUGAGCUGAAUUACGGACGCAGCUCAAACUGAUCGAGUCCGAAUUCUCGAAGACGUAUUUAAAAGGGCGCCUCUGAAUGCCAUCGUAUGCCUCGUGUCUGAUCAGAGCACAGCUACAGUGGAAGGGUUGAGCCGCAACCUUCGUUAUUCCGCUCUCAACUGCAAAGAAGGCACCCCCUAUACCUCGAGCUCAACCUUGCACCACAAUGAAAUUUCUGUAUUUACGUUUUAAACAUGAAAUGCAUGUAACAGGAAUAUGAAUACCCGUUAGUGAAUGAAUGAAGGAAGGAAUGAACGGAACCAUCCUGAACUGAUGCGCUUUUGUGUGAACUUAUUCUUAAAAUAAUAAUACCAACAUUGUGUUAUUUAGAAUGUAUAUCUCCACUUGGUAUGGAAGAUGGCAGAAUUAAAGACUCACAGAUCACAGUUUCUAGUUUUCAUAGAACAGCAUAUGGCGGACAGGCUCGUCUACGCCAAAAUAUACCAGACUGGGGAGCUUGGUGUGUAGAUGUGAGUGGAGGGGAAAAAACUAAGAAGACUUACGACCAGUAUAUUCAGAUUGAUUUGUUAAAUCUGACAAACAUCACAAGAAUUGCAACACAAGGACGAGAAUAUAAUGGAGGAACAGAAUGGGUUAAGGACUAUAAAAUUCAAUAUAGAAAAGAUGAUGGAGUAUGGCAUUUUUACCAAGGAAAAGAUCAAGAUGUGAAGGUAAAUUUGAUAAAGAUGUUUCAUGGAUAGAAAUGUUGCAUGAAAUAUAUACAUACACAUCGUUGUGACCUUAUUGUGGAAUCCUCUGAACCUCAAAUUUCAGAUGCUAAGAGGUUUGUCUACAUGUUGCUUAUUUUAGUCUGUGAAUAAACACAACAAACAUGGAUCAUCUAUCUGGACAAACUUUAUACUUACGCAAAAAAAGAUAGUUCAUCUCAUAAUUUGUUUGGAUAGCUUGUUUAGUAUUUUGCACUAAGACAAAUGAUGCAUCUUGAUUGCUGAUUCAAGUGUUAGAAAUACCUACUCUUUUUCAGAUAUUUCCUGGUAAUACCAAUGUAUUCACUGUCGUGCCACAUGACCUAGACCCUACAAUUAUGGCAAGGUAUAUCAGGGUUUAUCCAGGUUAUAAUACGGGUGCCAAUGCUUGUAUGAGGCUUGAACUAUAUGGUUGUGUGCCUGAAGAAGGUUUGUGGUAAUUUUGUUUUCUUUUAUUCACCAAUGUUAUACCGUGUAUAAAGUAUAUGCUGUAUGUUUACUGAUACAGUAUAUUUCUUUACUUUAGCACUCUUUUACUAUUCUAGGUAUUCUCUCCUACUCAAUGCCAGUUGGGCAAACAACCAGGAAUGGCAAAGUGGACUACAAAGACACAUCUUAUAAUGGAGUAAUUACCAAUGACUUUUACAAAGAUGGCACUGGAAUACUUACAGAUGGCAAGUUUGGUCCUGCUAACUCGAAAGAAGUUAGAGGCAAAGGAUGGGUGGGAUGGAAUGCUACUUUUACUCAAUCACAAUAUAUCGACAUCACAUUUGAGUUUUCUGGUGUGCGAAAGUUCACAAGUGUUACGCUAUUUAUGAAUGUUGACAAGAAACGUGAUAAUGCUGUAUGUAAUCGAUCACAGAUAUUCUUCCCUUCAACCAAAGAUGGUUUCUCAGACACAUCAUUUCUUCAGUGCUAUCCAAGAGAUUUUCAAGCCAAAAAUGAUUCAUACAAUGCAAAUGUAACUUUGUCACUUUGUGAAAAUACAGCAAGGUUUGUGAAGUUGCGGUUAUAUUUUGGUGGAAAGUGGUUGCUAAUCUCUGAGAUCAGUUUUAAUUCAGGUAUUUUGGCUCGCUAAUUGUAUCUUGAAUUUGAGGCUGACAAUGUGAUCCAAUAUUGAUAUAAAUUAUAAAUAAGUCAUUACCAGACUCCAGCUUGUACCAUUGUCUCGUGUGCAUUCAGGCAAAUCCGGGGCAUGUUUCUAGAAAUCUUGUCUGGAUCAACGAAAGUAAUAUUUUCUAUAGUUUUGAAGUAAAUGAAUUUACAGAUGUAUCCAAACCAAAACAACGGGUUAUAUUUUAACCCAGGGUUAGCGCAAACCCAGCUUUGAACAUCCGGCUCUGGAAUUGCAACUUUGUGAACUGAGCCAAUUUGAAUAUAUAUAUAAUUCUAGUAUAAAACUCCUGUCCUGAUCUUACUGUUAUUUUUUAGUUCCUGUCAGUGAAAAUGAGAAGAAGUCAUUUCAGAAUUGUCCAGGCAAAACAUCUCAUUCUGGUCCGGCUGUAACUCUACCUACAACACAAAUUAAUGCCACAGCAAGUCCUGACAGUCCAACAAUGACCAUCCCUCAACUGACAAAUACCAAACCAAAACCUGGAUAUGAUAGCGGUAAGUAGUUUGAGAUGUUGGGUUGAUUUUUAACGACUUUCAGGGUUUGAAAUUAACAGGUGUCAUGUAAACAAAUGUAACCAGAUUUUUACCUGGCGACCAGAUAUUUGUCAAAGGUAGCCCUCGUAGCAACUGAGGAAAAACUUAAUAAAGUAAUUCUUUUAAAGCUUGAUAAUAUUUCAGUGAUCCAGUAUUUCAUUCUGCUUUUGCACAUACUGUAAUUUGCCUGCAUUUGCCCCUAUAUAUACAAAAAUAGAUUUAUUCGAACAGUCUGUGCCAGUGGUUAGUGCCAAUAAUAUUACUAUCCCGAAUUGACGAGACAAGAAUUGGAGUUAGGAUUAAGAUUAUGUGAAGCCUAAUGAGAGGAGCUAGAGUAUGUCAUCAUAAUCUAUAACGUUCUCUUAUUUUAUCACAAAUUUUAACAGAAACAGAAAAUUCAAUUGCAAUGUUCGUGGGUAUUGCUGUAACUCUUGCCAUCGUGCUUAUCGUCUUAUUUGUAAUUCUGAUAAUAUACAAAAGACGUCACCAGACCUCGAAGUCACCGAUUUCUGUGGACAGAGUUGGAAUAGAAAAUCAAGCGGCAGAAAUUGAAACAGAAUCAUCGUCAAAUAAUAAUCAGGUAUCUUGUCAUAACUUGAAUUGUUUAGUUCAUAAAAAAAACAGGCCUGCUCUGGAUCUUUAAUCUCAUUAUCUCACAGCGAGUUGUGGCGAGUUGGAGGCGUCUAACAAGCCCAGAAUAAGCUUGAAAACACGGUUAAGACACGUCACUAGUUUACCUUUCUUCGUAGAAAACUCAAGUCUAGUAAGGAAAUGUAAACUGGAGUAAAUGGGCUUAAAACUCUAGACAUUAUUUCCUGCGUUUUUAAAACAAUAUUGUUAAUACAGGGAUUAGAUCAUGCUGAUCCAACUAGUGGCAGAACAGCACCAUACGAAGAAAUUGAAAUCAUCUCACCACCUUCAGUUUACGAAGUGCUUAGCAGAAACAGCCCAGACGGAAGGGAAACGACAAAUUCUGAUCGUAGCUCUGGUUAUGUUAUUCCAGCUAAUGGCAGAACAGCACCAUACAGUGUAGUCCAAAUCAUCUCACCCCCUUCUGUUCACGAAAUGUUUAACAGAAACCGACCAGACGGAAGGGAAUUGGAAACAGCAAAUUCUGAUCGUAGCUCGGCUUAUGUUAUUCCAGCUAAUGGCAGAACAGCACCAUACAGUGUAGUCCAAAUCGUCUCACCACCUUUUGUUCACGACGAGCGUAACAGCAGCCAAUCGGACGGAAGGGAAACAGCAAAUUCUGAUUGUAGUUCGGGUUACGAAAAAGUCCAAAUCUCGUCACUGUCAGGCUACACCGAGCUUGAUAGAAACCGAGCAGACGAGACAAAUGCGCGCACCUACCAGAAAUUGUUAAAACGCGACUCAGAUUAUGUGAUACCAGCUCAUGCAGGAGAAAUAAAAACGACUCCUGGCUACACGGAGCUGGACAACACGAAACGAGUACAGGAUGAUAGCGCUUCUUACCAAAAAUUGAUAAAGAAGUAAAAGGAUGUCUUUGGACGGCAGUUUACAGUUAAAAUUUAAACCAAUUGUCAGCUAUUUGUAAGGUAUUUUGUUAGAUGACAGUGUCAAAUAACACAAAUUGUUUUGUUAUUUCAGUGUUGACUAGUAGCAGUCAAGAUAUUUUUGACACGUCAUUUCCAAAUUGUUAACACUUUCCCAGCUGAUACCAGAUUAUUGCGAUGUAGUUUGGGAUAAUUUUAAUAAUAGGUUUUAUUAUUGUACAAUUGUGAUAAGGUUAUAAAAUCGAUCUGCACGCGAAUAGCACAGACGAGAUUUUCCGAAGUUAAAACAGUUGGAUUAGCCUUUCUCAUGACCAAGGCCAAAAUUCGCCAUUUUGGGGGUAUUUUUUUGAGAACGACGUAAAAAAUCUAAGCGAUGUGAAAACAUUUUUUUCAAAUAUGUAACUGUAAAUUAAUGAUUACUCACAAUUAUAGUUAUACAAAUCCCUUAAUGUCCGUAAUUAUUCACUGCGUAUACAAUCUUAGAUUUGGAAAAGGCAGUACCCAAAAAAGGCGGCGUGAGAAAUUAAGGCUAAUUAGGUUGAACUUGAAGAACAGAGAAAGUUACACAAGGCUAAACUCGCGCAGAAACUUCAAAACGAGAAGAUGAAGGAUGUGAACAAUACUUUAAUUCGCCACAGAAAUGGACGUAAUUACCAAUCAAUUGGUAUAACACCAAGCACAAAAACGAUUAAGCUCCCAAAGCCUAAAAUUGAAAAUGUUUGAAACAUACUGUACUGUACUGUACUCUAUUCUAAAGCAAAUUUAUGGAACACCCUGUCCCUGGCUGACGCAUAUCUAUCGGCUGACGAUAUUAAAGUAUUAUUUGAAAAUUGUUUUAACUUAUUAGGUAUAUAACUCUUAGGUAUAAUGUUAAUACUUAAUUUAAUAAUUCUAUUUAUUUUAAUGUGGUAUAAUAUUUACUCCUAGAUAUAGAUCUUAACACUUGCAAUCAGUUCAGUUGUUGGAAUGAUAUAGUAUAGCAUAUAAAAAUAGUAUAUUAAAAGUACUAUAUAAUAGCUUGUGAUUAGAUCAUGAUAUAUUUUACUGCUUGUAAUCCUUAUGUAAAUACAGCUUCUAUUCUAGCUAUAUUCUAUUUUAUUAAAUUCUAAUAAAAUUUAAAAUAGUUUAUUUUGAUAUAUCAUGACUGCAAAAAUCCGGAAUUCGUAAAAACCGUUCGAUUAAAAACGCGAGGAAAAAUAAAUUUUAAAAAAUCAGGGCGAUGAAAAUGAACUCUGAACUGCGAUUCCGCGAGUCGGCAGAUUACAGUCGAACCACGGCUCGUUAUUGUUCAACGACCUCUUGGAAAACAGAUAUGUGUAGAUUCUAAAGGGUUAUCGUUGUAAAAUAUUUUUAAAUAAAUAAAUAAAUUCAUAAAAAAUUUCGUGAAUGUUGAUUGGUUAGUACUUCCGUAGUACGCCAAAAAGUUGACUUGCGACGAACUUUUUAUUUUGAUACGCGAAUACACCCGGAAGUACGUGGAUUUAUAAACCUCUUUUCAAUCAGCGCAUGCUCACCAGUACGUUUCGGCACGAUACGGGCGAAGUGGAAAACCGGCUUAAGACCCCGUUCACAUGCCGCACGUAUAUCAUGCAUGUGGCAAACCUCAUGUAAACGACCCCAGACUCAUUGUUUCAGCUGCAGCUUGAUAUAGGGAUACAACCUUCGCUCGACACCUCAAAGUUCUUCUAUUUUUCACGUAGUUUUAUCCCUAUCAAUCCUUAUAUCACCGUUCGAGAUUAUAUCAAGGUCCCAGCCCAUUUUCAUAAUUAGGCUUAUAUAUAUAGCACAUGAAGAGUUUGACGUUUGAACUCUUUGUUUGUACUUGAAACUAGCUAUGGUGUAAUUUCCGCGACGUUCAAAAGACAAAGACUCCGUUCAACCGAUAUUGUUUGUUGUUUUUCGCUAUACACUUCAUUUACAUAAUAAUUGUUUAGUGAUACUGUAUUGGCUGCGACUUAUGUAAUGGCUGCGCGAAACCGAACAAAUUAAACUCCGAAUAAAGCUCUACACCCAUUCUUCUGCGUCGCAGACUUCGGCAUCAUGGGCGCAAAAAAGGGGCCACGAACUACUUCGUAGCCUAGCUGCAGUAUACCACACCGUACACACCAGAAAAUAUUUAAUACUGGUAGGCUGACAGAAGCGAACAAGUAGUUUAGUUUAUUCCUACAGGACAGCAAACGGUGAUCAACUCAGACUGUUGACACUUUCAGGAGAAAAAAGUUAAACUACAUCCAUCAAUUUUAUAUUCCUUCCAACAGAUAAGAAUUAACAUUAUUUUCUCACUCUGAUAACAAUAGGGUGAGGCCACAUUACGUGAUAGAGAAACAGAUACAUAAUUGGUUACGCCAUAUUCGGACUACAGAGUACCUCUGUAAACCUCGGUAGGUUUGAAUUGUUCUGAUAAAGGUCUGCACAUACAGAUAAAAAACUUUGUAUGUUGUUAGUUAUAUGUGCAAGUUUGGGCUCCAUUUUAAAGCAUAAUUCUUUUUUGUUCAGAUUCUAGAUGGCAACGAGCAGGAUUUCUGAAAGUUGUGUGUUUGGUUUGUCUUCUUGGUUUAAUAACCAGUAUACCAUAUGCAUGCAACACCAAUCAACAACUCGGCAGGUAUUGUGGGAGAGCACAGGAUUUCACUGCACAGGAUGAAGCGCGGCAAGCGUCUUGCGUCUCUGAGGUCGUAGGUUUAAUUGUUGCUACGGACUCAUCACUCAUGACAUUCAUGUUCGACACAAUUCCACUCACGUGAGUUUUCAAGAAGUCAGAACAUUCCAAAUUAACACAGUGAUCAGGGGGCAGAUCGUAAACCGUAUGGCAAAGUAAAUAGGGGGUGUGCCUGUCAUCCUUACUUGCAGCUGAGAACUGGGCUGAAUUACGGACGCAGCUCAAACUGAUCGAAUUCUCGAAGACGUAUCAAGGGCGCCUCAGACUGCCAUCGUAUGACUCGUAUCUGACCACAGAGCUACAGUUGAAGGGUUGAGCUGCGAACUUCGUUAUUCAGCUCUCAACUGCAAAGAAAGAUUUUUAGCACCCUCUAUACCUCGAGCUCAUGCACCACAAUAAGAUGUCUGUAUUUACGUUUUAAACAUGAAAUGCAUGUAACAGUAAUAUGAAUAUCCGUGAAUGAGUGGAACGAUCCUGAACUGAUCCGCUUUUGUGUCAACGUAUUCUUAAAAUAAUAAUACCAACAUUGUGUCAUUUAAAUGUAUAUCACCACUUGGUAUGGCAGAUGGCAGAUGGCAGAAUUAAAGACUCACAGAUCACAGUUUCUAGUUUUCAUAGAAUAGCAUAUGGCGGACACGCUCAUCUACACAAGAAUACAGCCAGGGGAGCAUGCAUGGUUGCCAGUGGAGGGUCAAUGACUAAAAGAAAUUACAAACGGUAUAUGCAGAUUAAUUUGUUAAGUCUGACAAACAUCACAGGAAUUCUGUAUAAAUAGUGACUAAAUUGUGUUGUGUUUUGAUAUUGUUAUAGUUGCUGCCAGUGGAAAUGAAAAGACGACGUCUCUUCAACAUUGUUCAGGAGAUACUUAUGGUGUCACUCGAUCGUCCACAACUGGUAAGUUUUCAAAUAUUUCUACUGUUUAUAGUAACGAUGGUUGGAAGUUUAUCGCGGCAGCCGUGGCAAUUGCCGUAGUUCGAGAAGAAAAUGUCGUGGAUCACUGGACAACGACGGCAGUCUCUUGCCGUAGUGCAAGUUUUCAGGGAUUUGGUAUUAAUAGUAUAGUCUGUCGAGUCAUAUCAGAAUUUCUUCCUUCCAUGCCUGGUGUCAGCUAUUACUCCAGCGAAUGUUGUAGGCCUUAUGAUAUUUUUUCUUGAGAUUGUACUCGUGAUGUAAAUGUAUAGGUUUACUGAUCUUCUUACAAGCAGAAAACUCUGCCCGCCGCGGCUGGGUUUUGAACCCGCGACCUUCGAAUUACUAGAUCGACGCUCUACCAACUAAGCUACACGGUCAGGACGGAUCGAAGACUGGAAGUUAUGAACUAUAUACUGAGUGUCAUAAACAUACUCGUUUACAUUAAUUCAGCAUCGAACAAUACUAGUUCUGCGAGAGUGAUAUUAGGCCUAUGUUGUGUUAUUGUUUCAAGUCUUCAAUCCGUCCUGACCGUGAAGCUCAGUUGGUAGAACAUGGAUUUAGUAAUUCGAAGGUGGCGGGUUCGAAGCCCAGCCGCGGCAGGCAGUUUUCUGCUUGCGCGCUGUCUGGAAUUUAUGAUAUAUCUCACUCGAGAACAUUUUAUACAUACAUAUAGAUACAUUUCAUUUCAUCGCUACACAGUGUUUAACGUACAUAUAUGUGCCUGGCCACGGUGGAAACCUGUGCGACCUUUGGAAUACUAGCCCAAUGCUCUGCCAUGCAACUGGGCUAGUAUUCCAAAGAUCGUAGGUUCGAUUCCCACCGUGGCCAGGCAUAUUUUUCAAGCCUGCCCGGUGUGGAUACACACUCAUCACACAUGAGUAACAUCACACACAUCAUAUUCACCUGAGUAAAAUAACACCAACAAAAAAAAUGGAAAAAGAAAGCAAUACUUAAGUUACCCAAUUGUUCAAGUCACGGAUAGCUACAAUAGGCACGCGACGGUGAAGGACCAUAUUUCUGAAUAAACCUAAACAAAAACAUAGAUGACAAGUUAUAUAACUUAUAUUUUUGUUAAAAUCUUCUGGAUUAGAGAGGGUUAACAUUAGAAUUAGGGUUAAGAUUGUAUAUAAACUUAAUUUAAAUAAGGAGCUCUCUAUUACGUAAUUAAUCCAUAACGUUCUCUUAUUUUGUCAUAAAUUUAAAUUUAAUAGAAACAACAAAUUCAAUCGUGAUCUUCUUCAUGGGUGCGGGCGCAACUCUUGCCAUCGUACUUAUUGUCUUAUUUGUAAUUCUGAUAAUAGCAAAAGACGUCGCUAGGCUUCGAAGUUAUCGAUUUCUGUGAACACAAUUGAAAUAGAAAAUCAAGCAGCAGAGGAAGAAACAGAAUCAUCGGCAAAUCAUAAUCAGGUAUCUUGACAUGGAAUUGAGUUGCUUAGUUCAUAACAAAACAAGCCUGCUCUGGAUUUCUAAUCGCAUUACCUCACAGCGAAUUGGAGUGAGUAACAAGCCCAGAAUAAGCUUGAAAACACGGUUAAUUAAGACACCAGUUUCCCUUUCUUCCCAAAAAAACUAGCAGUGAAAUGAGUAUAACUUCCGUAACAAAGACAUCCAUGCCCAUUACUGUAAAUGGAAAGGAGGAAAUAAAAUACAAUUUCCUGAGGAACAAACAACACUCUAAAUUUUGGAAUUGAUUCAACUCGUUGAAAUUUACGGUGAAGAAGUUUGAAGCAGGCAAGCUUUUACUAACUUCUAGACGCAGCGCAUUCGUUCGUUCGCAACGUCAAAGUUCUUGUUAUAUAGGCCUAUAUUUUUUCAGGUCAUUUGAUUUUGUAAUUCCGUAAAUAAUGAAAUAUAAUACUUCCUGUAAUGUCCUCUCUUGGCACUAACAGGACAGAAGCCGUUAUGUAUUUAACUUGGCACUAACACAGUAUAGGAAAAGUACAGUAGGGCCACUCAGCAUAAAAAAGUGUCUACAUUGUUUAUACUGGCUGCCAACCUAAUUUACAUAUUGGCAGCCAGUAAACGGCAGCAGUCCACUAUAAAAUUGUACUACAGAAUAAUGAUUUUGGCCACGUAAGACACCUGGAACCUAGCUUAAAUAAUUGCCACUUUUCUCUCCCCUAAGUGGCCCUACUACAAAAACGCUCUUGUCCAAUCCUAUGACCCCGAGGACGCUCGAUCAUGGAAAACAAUUUGUACUUCAUGUAACGUUGCUCGCAACAUGUCAAGACGGCUAACUUGUUGUUUUUAACACAUUUUUAGCCUAGUUUUUAUAAUCUUUGGACCCGCAGUAAUUGGCUGACGCUGUUGCGGUGCUCCUGCCAAAUUUAGACAUCAUAUGUUGUAAUUUCUGUUAUGUUAUGUUAUGUAAUUUAUAUAUAGUAAUUUUGUAUUUUUUUGUUGGCGAAGCUAAUAAAACUAAAACUAAAACCAAAAACUGUGGCACUAACAGGACAUGUUAUUUAGUAUUUAGUUAUUUUAUUUAUUUAUUUAGUAUACAAUUACAGGCAUUUUAUAGAUUGUCAUUAACAUCAAAAUGUUGUGACGAAUAUACAGGAACAAAUGAGAAAAUUAGGAGUCAAGUGUUCAAAACCUAAAAUCUUUUUGGCGUUCUUCUUAAUAUUACUUUGUUCUAGCUGUAUUUUAGCUUUAUAAUUUCUAUUUCACACAGUUCUAGAAACCUUUUUGAAUGUAUCUGGAGGUCGAGAAACACAAAAUAAUAGUUAAAUAUUGUCAAUUUAAAUACAAUUAUCAUUGAUGCUGUAAAAUUGACGCCAUAUUUAGAGUCUUUAUACAUGGCAAUAUAAGCAAACUUACUGAACAUCAGCAUCAUUUUCUCUUUGGGGUACCAUCUAAAAUCUCUUCAUUUUAGCAUUGUUUUAUAGAUAAAGAUUAAAGCACUAAACAUACUUUUUUAAAUUAAGAUUUAAGUUUCGGUUUGCCGCUUGAGAAACAUAGCUAUAGAUUUCCAUGUUUGCAAUAUGUUUCCAAACAUUUAUUUUCCAUCAUAGAACAUGGAAAUCUAUAUGUUUUCGUGAUUUGUCUUGUUCAAAUUCGUGCAGUUGUUAGUUUUGAAGGACAUUGACAAUAAAAAAUUAGUUUGUCUCAUUCAAAAGAACUUUAAAAUUACAUAUUAAACUUUAUUACCGAUUUGUCAUAUCUUGCUUAGUUCUCGAAAUAUUUAGACCGAAAUUAAUGAGCUGAACGUCAUCUUGGACUAAUUCUUGACCUCAUUAACUAUGGAUUUGAUGACGUCAGGAGUUGGGUUAACCAUACUGAUAAAACUACUCUAAAAUGACCGGGUAACAAUUCAAAAUUGUUUCAAGUGUUUUUAAUCAUUUCUAAAUUUCAGACUGCAACCAGAAACGAAGUUUUGAACCCAUAUUGAUCGCUUAUUCUCAAGAUAAAAAUUAGCGUGACCCCUCUCUUGACGUAUACAUGCAUAUCCUCAAUAAUUCAAGAUGGCGAACAGCCCACUUUUUUCAGUCGAAAUAUUAUGAAAACUAAGCAAGAUUUAAAAAAUCUGUAACAGAGUUUUAAGAGUUUUUUUAAAUGAACUAAACUAAAUUUUUAUUGCCAGUGUUCUUUAAUGUUUAUUGUUUAAGUUAUGUGCAUAAAACCACAUCUCUCAAUUCUAUUUGCCAUCAAGCAGACCUGCCAAGUCUCACGAUUUAAUCGUGAGACUCACGAUUUUUUAUGCUUUCUCACGAUCUCUCGUGAAAUCUCACGAUUUUCGGAACUUAUGAAAUCAUCGAAGAGCGCAACAUCUAGUUACAAUAAGGCACACUCUUCCAAGGAAACAUCACACUUUAUUAGUGUAUUAAUAAUGCGCAAUGUACAACGCCAGAAUUUUGUAUGCGUGAUGUUUGUGUUACAAAGUAAAAGGCGUGUCCUCCUAAGUUUAUUGUCCUGCUAGUCAUAAUUUUCUUGUUUUUGUACAGUGGAAGCUACUAAACCUAUAAAGAAAAAACAGCCUAUUUUUAAUAAGCCUUGCAUUUACGGUUAUAUUAACAAAAUAUAAAUGCAUACUAUCAUAAAAUUGUAAAUCUUAUGAUUAUUUUCUAGUCAACCUCGUCCCCAGGGCCUUUGUGCUGACGACGAGGUUGUUUUCUAGUGUAAUUGUUAAAGUUAACCUUGCAUGGUCAUAUUAAUGAGCAAACCUGAAAAUUUCUCUCACGGUUUUUCAGUCUCACGAUUUUUCAGUCAAUCUCACGAUGUUUUAGACGGCAACUCACUAUUUCUGCUAUACUCAAGGGUUGGCAGGUCUGCAUCAAGUAUAAGACUACAAUGUGUAAUGAAAAGAAUUAAUAUUAUAUUUUGUCACCCUGAUGAAAAAUCAUGUAUAUACGUUUCUCUGCAGACGUUUAUUAUUUAACAAAUACAAAAAAUUUUCCGUGUUGAUGUACAGUUAUAUCAACAGGAGUGGAAAUUGGGAAAACGAGAAAUUGUGUAUAAUGUCUUACCUUUCAAGUUAAAUACAACAUUUUGCGCUUUCUUCGUUUUCUGGGACGAUUUUUUUCAAUAUUUUGUCGAUUUUGAAACCAAAUUUGCCGAAUCAUUCUUUUUGAAAAGCAUUAUUUACUAGUCUGCUAGUAAAUAAUGCCUCAGAUUUACUAGUCAACUAGCCAAUCAGAACGCGCGAAAGCUCAUUUGAUAUGGAAAAUUUAUACUAAAAAUACAUAUAUAUUAAAGUGCAUAGGCCUAUGUCAUAAUUUGUGUAAUUUAUUAUUUGUAAUCAUUGGUAUAUUUUAUGAAGAAAUACAAUACAUCUUUAAUCCUAUGAACAUGGUAUAUUUUCUUACAAAGAUAUAUUGCAUUUCUUCAUAAAAUGCACCAAAAAUAAAAAAAAUAUUUAAGAUCCUAAAUCAUGACAUAGGCACUUUAAACACUGUACAGCAACAAAGAAUGUUUCUACGAUUCUAUUUGAAAAGUCUGCGAGAAAGUCUCAUUAAAAUGACUUGAAACCAUAACUUGAAAAUUGACGUGACGCUUCCCAAAAACCCCGCCAAAAAUGAGAAAUAAAAUCAGGGCUGGUCGCACGUAUAUAUCAUGUGGUAAACUUUCCGUGUUAAAAUGACUUAUUUACCUUAAACUCAUUAAUUGUUUCCGCCCAUGUUCAUGAAGAGUUUCAGGACGUUCCUACUCUAAAGGCUGCAUGCUCACGCACGGAAGAGUUUCUUUUUAAAUGUUGCUUAUGAAAUAACUGAAUGAAUAAAAGAAAAGCAUAUAGUUUUGUGAAUGAUUUAAUGUGCAUUUGUGUCAGGUAAUUCAUACUAGUGUUAAAUUUAAAAAGAUUUAAUUUUUCCGUGCGUGUAGGCACUUAUGAAAACUACGCGUGACUCGAGAGCAGUCUUUAGUUUAUACUUGAAACUAUAGUCCGGUAUUGUCGCCGGUGUAAAUUUCAAGAAGUUGAAUCCACUCCAAAAAUGUUAUUCUGUCACUGCAUGUUUUUGGUGAGAGAAUUGGAGUUGAUUCAAAUUCUCGAAAUUUAUAGUGUAGCAAAUGAAGUGGCUUAUUUGACAAUAUUAUUUCUCGCUUUCUUUUCGCCACACUUCAUUUGCAUGAUAAGUUUCCUUAUUAUUUGGCGAUUGAAAACAUGCACUUUGUGUUUAGGUAUAGCCUUGGUUUUUUGGUUUAAAUCGUUUUGGCUUUCAUUCAAGUUAUAAGAAAACGGAAAAAAUAAAACUACCAGAAUAAAAAUAUUGCCAAAGGCUUAUUGGCAAUGUUUUGUGUGUUUUGGCGGAAGUAGUAGGCGGUUUUGACAUGUAAUUGCCAAUUGACGAUUUUUAUUUAACCAUGCAUGCAAAAGUGAACAGUUAGUUUAUUCCUGCAGAACAGCAUGCAGAUGGUGAUCGAUCAGACUGUUGACAUUUUAGGAGAAAAAGUUCACAUUUAUCAAUUCUAUAUACCUUCUAUAACCGAAAAAGAAUUAACAUUAUUUUCAUACUCUGAUAACUAUAUAUAGGGUGACCAUACUACGAGAUAGAGAAUAUAUAUAUAUAUAUAUAUAUAUAUAUAUAUUUCUAUAAUUGGUUACGCCAUAUUGACUAGAGGACCUCGGUAGGUUUGCAUUGCGCUAAUGAAGAUCUGGGCUGACAGAUCAAAAACUUUGGUAUGUUCUUAUUUAUUAUUAAAAGUUUGGGCUCCAUUUUAAAGCAUAAUUCUUUUGUUCAAAUUCUAGAUGGUAAUGAGCAAAAUUUCUGAAAGUUGUAUGUUCAUUUGUCUUCUUGGUUUAACCAGUGUGACCUAUGUAACACUCGGCGACUCAGGUAUUUCAUGCAGGAAAGCACGGGAUUUCGGUGGCGCAAUCGUCAGAUCAAGCUCCUUGCAUCUCUGAGGUCGUGGAUUCGAUCUUCAUGACAUUUAUGUGAAAAGAGUCAGUCUAGGCUCUUAUUAGUUAGCGUUAUUCUGUAUUUUAUUAAAAUACUCAGUGUUUCCUGGAAUUACUGAAGAUAAGUCAGAUAAGGGUACACUGAUGUAAGCAGAUCGAUUUGUGGUUCAUUCUCUCCUGUGCUUCGAGGGUUUUUCUCCAGAACCUGUGGUUUUUCUACUCACCAAAAACUAUAACCCUUCCAUCAUAACUGUGCGUGAUCAGACAUGUGUCGUAUAGUCUCGACCAACAUGUCUUUACAUGAGAAAAGGACUAUUUUGCUCUAUGGUGUUUAGUUUAAAUACAGUUUCAAAUUAAAAAAAUGAAAUUUCUUUAGUUCCAUUUGAAACAUGAAAUGUAUGUAACAAUAAUAUACGAAUACCCGUGAAUGAGUGGAACACGCUCGUCUGUGAACGUAUUCUUAAAAUACUAAACUGCGUUAUUUAGAAUGUAAAUCUCCACUUGGUAUGGCAAAUGGCAGAAUUAAAGACUCGCAAAUCACAGUUUCUAGUUUUCUUAGAACAGCAUAUGGUAGACAGGCUCGUCUACACCAAAAUAUCGAAAUGUGGGGAGCAUGGUGUGCAGAUGUGAGUGGAGGUAAAAUACGUGAAAAGAAUUACGACCAGUAUAUCGAGAUUGAUUUGUUAAAUCUGACAAAAAUCACAAGAAUUGCAACACAAGGACGAGAAUGUAAUGGAGGAAGAGAAUGGGCUAAGGACUAUAAACUAUCAUACAGAAAAGAUGGUGGAGUAUGGCAUUUUUACCAAGGAAAAGAUCAAACUGACAAGGUAAAUUUGAUAAAAAUGUUUCAUGGAUAGAAAUUUUGCAUGAAACUUACACCUACUUAUAUCUUUGGGACCUUAUUAUGUGAUCCUCUGAACCUAAAAGUUUAGCGUAGGAUGCUAAGAUGUUUGUCUACAUGUUGCUCAUAUUAGUUUGUGAAUAAACACAGCAAGCAUAUUAAAAAUGUCUACUCUGUUUCAGAUAUUUCGUGGAAACAACAAUGUAUUCGCUGUUGUACGACAUGAUCUAGACCCUACAAUUAUGGCAAGGUACAUCAGGGUUCAUCCAGGUUAUUAUACGGAUGACAAUGCAUGUACGAGGCUUGAGCUAUAUGGUUGUGUGGUUGAACAAAAUAAAACAGGUCAGUGGGUUAACCACAAUCUUUGUCCAUGUCUCUUGCUUUGCCAUUAUAGUACAAUGCGUCCAUAUGGCCGGCUUUUUCUAUUGUUGUUUUAAUUUUUUCUCCGUUUAACGUCAGAAGAUUUUACUCAUCAAGGGUUGAAAGUGCAUAUUGGGAAUUAUAAAAUAGCAAACUUAAAUUAUUCGAAUUAGUUUUAACUAUACAGGUAUAUUAACUAUGUUUUAACUCAUCUUUAUUAGCACUAAUGAAGAUCGGGGCUUUCAGAUUGAAAGCGCCAAUGAAUAAACGUAUUGGUUCCACUAACCAAUGAAAAUAUUAUACUAUCGUCAUGCGAAUAUGUACAAAGAAAAUCUCUACUAUACUUCUGCUUAUAAAUCUUUUAAUGUCAGUUGUACAGAUUACCAAGAGUGCAACUGGAAUACGUACAGAUAGCAGUACACGUUUACACACUUAUACCACAAUUUAUGCCGAAACAAAAGCUGGACGUGAAGGCAAGUAUAUGAAUGUCAUGGUGGGUUGCAUACAAUGGUGUGACCAUUUGACCUCUGUGACUGGGGUUCAAUUCCUGAAAUAUGCAGCUGUCUGAUUAUAAGUUCACCUCAGUCAUAUGUGAGAAUUAAGAGUGCUUCCAGUUUGACUCUACCAAACUGACUGCAGGUUUUUUCCAGAUGAUAUAGUUUCCUCCUGUAGUAACCAUAUGAGAUGAGGGAGAUUCUUACUGCAUGGACUUUUAGAUAGGACAGUUUAGAACUGAUAGAGCAAUCCAGUAUAAAUAAAGUUAGUUUAGUUUAGGUCAGUCGUUUGUAGUAACACUAGAUGAAUAAGAGAUAGUAUUUAUGUUCUCUUAUUUUCCCAUUAAAUUUAAUUAUUAGAGAACUCAACAAAUUCAAUUGCAAUGUUCUUCGCGGGAGUUGCGGUAACCUUAGCCAUUGUACUUAUUGUCUUACAUGUAAUUCUACUAUACAAAAGACGACACCAGGCUUCGAAGUCAUCAAGCAGCGUUAUUGCAGUAGACACAGUUGAAAUGCAAAAUGAAACGGCACCAGAGUCAUCGCAGAAUAAUCAGGUAAGUGUUUCUAAGUUUCCUGCAGGCAUAUUGUUCAUAAUUGACAUAAUUGGUGGCUAGCUCAAAAGGAUUGCUCUGGGGCUUAACACGCAAUAUACGACUAACUUUAUUUAUACUGGAUAGCUCUAUCAGUUUUAAACCGUAGGUCCAUGCAGUAAUUAAAGGUCAUCCCAAUCGCUAUGUUUACUUACCUUACAUUGAGCUACGAAUUUUCGCCCGAUUCGGCUCGCUCUUGCAUCAGAACUUUCACAUCCAUCUUACCUCGGCACUUCCUUUGUCAUUGAGGUCCUUUUCCACGCUUCUCUUCCACACACUCAUUUGCGAUCGUCGGACGUUUGUCAUCCUACAUCCUCAUGGUAAGACCAAGCUAAGUCAGGCUUCUUUUUUUGUUAAUACAGGAACCAGAUUAUAGUCCAGCAGAUGAUGAAACAGAACCGUACGAAGAAGUCCAAAUCUCGCCACCUUCUGUUUACGCCGAGCUUGACAGAAACCGACAAGACGAAGCAAUAAAUGAUGGUGCCUACCAGAAAUUGUUAAAACGCGACUCAGAUUAUGUAAUACCUGCUCAUACUGAAGCAGAGUCAUCAUACGAAGAAAUUGGAAAGAUAAGAACACCCCCUGGCUACACAGAGCUGGACAACACGAAACGAGUACAGGAUGAUAGCGCUGAUUACCAAAAAUUGAUAAAGAAAUGA
Messenger RNA from Paramuricea clavata, 17067 nucleotides. NCBI's taxonomy places the organism in Eukaryota, Metazoa, Cnidaria, Anthozoa, Malacalcyonacea, Plexauridae. The record is from the annotation of a GenBank genome assembly.